Molecule: messenger RNA, 419 nt
Organism: Porites evermanni
Lineage: Eukaryota; Metazoa; Cnidaria; Anthozoa; Scleractinia; Poritidae
Source: the annotation of a GenBank genome assembly
AUGGAUAUCAAAUUAGCCAAGACUAAUAUACGAAAGCAAAAGGGAGGUAACCUAUUAACCAGUAUUUUAUCAAUGGGCAGAGCCUUGGCACCAACAAUUGGUAAAACACUUGGUUUGUCAGCAUUAGCAGGUCUUGCUAGUGAAGGCGCCAGUCAAUUGGUAAAAAAGAUAUCUGGAGGUAACGUACUGAUGGAUUUUGCAUCAGAAUUAAACAAAAGGGUUGAUAAUAGACGGCGGCCAAAAAGUAACCAGCUGGCUGACAGAAUUCUUGCAUCAGCAUAUGGGGGCAAAGGAGGGGCUUUUUGAUCACACUGAAUGCAAUCGGCCAGUUGAUGCCAUAUGAAGACCUUCUAUCCACAAAACAAAAGCGGGAUCUUCUCAGCGCUAUCAAAACAGGUUCAGAUUUUCAUAUAAACUAA